This is a messenger RNA of Cylicostephanus goldi, 368 nucleotides long. The record is from the annotation of a GenBank genome assembly. NCBI's taxonomy places the organism in Eukaryota, Metazoa, Nematoda, Chromadorea, Rhabditida, Strongylidae.
AUGGUAUGCUAUCGAUGGGUGGAUGACGGUAGUGGUAGAAGCGAUCGUCGAAUAACAAAUGGAUUGCCUGGAAGAUAUGCUGCUUUGGAUCCACGACUGAAAGAAGAUCCACCUAGUCGGGAAGAUCUUGCUAAUGCUGUGUUCUUUCUAAGUACAGUUGGACCGGAUGCGCUAUUUCGGAUGAUCCUCAAAAAGCUGCCCCAUGACCGCACACCAGAAGAACUGGAAUUGGUCUAUGAAGAACUGCUCCAUGUCAAAGCCCUCUCACACUUGAGCACGAUGGUGAAACGUGAACUGGCUACUGUCAUCGGCUAUGAACAUCAUACUCAUGCAGGUAAAUUGGGGUUCUGCAUACUUUAUGCAUAAUC